Molecule: messenger RNA, 573 nt
Organism: Gryllus bimaculatus (two-spotted cricket)
Lineage: Eukaryota; Metazoa; Arthropoda; Insecta; Orthoptera; Gryllidae
Source: the annotation of a GenBank genome assembly
AUGGGGGCGGAGGUGGGCGUGGAGGCCCGCCAAGCGGCGCUGGAGGCCUUCGCCGCGCGCCGCGCCAGGGCCUUCCUGCAGGAGCGCACCCUGCGCCUGGACCUCACGCCCUGGCUCAAGAGCCUGGCGGAGCGCGCGCGCGCCCUCGUCGCCCACAUCCCGCCCGAGGUGCGACAGCAGGUCGUCGACUUCGCCGCCGCCGAAGCUCGCGGGCGGCGCAAGAAGCUGCGCCAGAUGAUGCCGCUGCUGCUGGUGGGCGGCAUGAAGAUGGUGGGCGUGGCGACGCUCAUGUACCUGAGCAUCGGCUUCCUGGCCAAGAAGGCCUUCCUGCUGUCGCUGCUCUCGCUGCUCAUCUCGGGCUUCAUCGCGGUGAAGAAGGUGCUGCAGCAGCCGCACCCGCACCACUACGAGGCGUACCCGGUGCACGGCGGCGGGUGGGCCGGCGGCGGCGGCGGCGGCGGAGGCACUUUCGACAUCUCGGGCUACUCGGGCGCUCACGCCGAGUACACCGCGCACUCGGCCCCGGUGGGCCACGCCGUCGCCUACAGCGCGCACAAGCCCGGCGCGCGGUGA